AUAUUUUUAUGCUAUUUCAGUACUUAGGUACAUAAUUAUUUUCUUCUAGUUGGUAGUUGGUAAUUUGGCAGUAACCAAAUUACCUUUUUUUUGUGUGUGUGGGUAUAUGUGUAUAGAUAAUUUACUGUUAUGCUUUGUUUUCUAUUAAUUUAUUCUGAACAAUUUUAUAAACUGAUACAAAAUAUUAAAACUAGUGAUUACUAUGUAUUUUCUUCGUGUUUUUCGCACUUUAUUGUUGAAAAUGAUAUUCAAAAGUUAUUUGAGACGAAAAAUGUAUGCAUUGGAAAAACUAAAAGGAAAGACACCAAAAUAUUCAAUUUUCGAUCGUUUCAUCAACGUUUUACUUAAUUUAUUGUGGUGUAUUUGGAUGGAAAAAUGGUGUGGUGUAAAUAAAGAAAACAAGAGAAUGAUUAAAUGGGCAAAAAUUAAGAAAAUUUUAGAAACUAAUGGGACGUUUGCAAAUUUUCUCUUAAAAUCUUUAUUAGGAUUUAUGAGUGGUAUUUUAUUGACUAUGGGAAUGUUCAUGUUUCUGUUACUGCAACUAAAUUAUUCAUACACUAAAGCCACAGUAAUAAGUUCAACAAUUGGGAGUGUACUAACUUUAGGAUUGGCUUUUUCUCCGAUUUUCAGGUGUAUUUUUAUGAUGGUAUUGCCGCAAUUAUUUUCGGAUAAGGGUCGACACGCGCUACUCAUGUAUGCGUUUAUUUUAUCUUUUUCUGGACCUUCCAAGACUACAUUACACAACACUGGAGUCUUAUCGGAAUCACUCACUUGCCUGCAGGACGAAAUAAAAUCAGCUAUACGACAAAUCGUUGAAUUAAUAAAAAAGCCAUUACUGGCCGUCCGAUCUUCUAUAACACGCAUAAAGGCAGAUCUAGCCGUAAUAAUCAAUAAAAUGAAAAAAGGAAUGUUGGCCGUCAAGAAUACUGUAACCGAGUUAGUACGAACAAUUAAGUCAGCGUAUGAAUGGCUGUACAGCGUAAUGAACAUUUGUAAUAAAAAAGUCGGAACUCCAUAUCAGAGGUGCACGAGAAUGUUCGACGACGCUUUGGAGGAGUGUAAGGUAACGGUGUCUCCUACAUUCGAUUGGAUGUGUUCGAUAUCGUACGUUAUUUCCCACGUAUGCUAUACGGUUAAGUUCCUGGACAGCCUUUGUGAAUUUUUCGAAUUCAUAAACGAAUCAAUUUUUGGAGCGAUUCAAAACAGUAUAAAGAGUUACGUGCGGCACAUGAAGAACAUGUUUUAUGUAUCCAUCGAGUUCAAACAUUCGUUUGCAUUUGAGUCGAAGCCGAGCAAACUGAGUAGCGAUAUUAUUCGCGGUAUCAUUACCGAAAUCAAGUAUAGGAUCGAAAAUGUCGUAAUGCUGUUUGACUGGGCUGGAUCGAUUUUUUCGUUCUUCUUCCUGUACGUGUUUGUGAUGGUAUGGCGGUACAGACAGAAGUAUUUAACGGUUGAUUCGUUUGAUAAUAAAUAUUUGACAAAGGAGUUAUACGAGCUGGACGAACGGAAACAGAUCCUUGAUCGGCCGACAAUCAUGCCGCUGACUAGAGUCGAAAAAAAUAAAUUCAUAGAGCGAACAUCUGCUCAUUUGGUACUACAAGAAAGAAAAGCAUUGUUCCGGUCAUUGGCCAUACUAUUACUGGCGACUAUUAAGAUACUCAUACAAAUGGCGGUAGAUUACAGUCUUUAUUGGAUAUUGAUCACUGUCAGAAAAUAUGGGCGACUGUCGACCCAACUUGACCCGCCGAGAAUGAUCGAUGUGAACAUCGACGGCGAUGGAAUACUAGCAGAUCUAUACAAAACUAUAAUUCAAACGUUUAAGCCGGUGGCGAAUGAAAUGAACAUGGAUACAAUGAGUUGUUUGCCGAAUCCGUGGCCGCCAAACUACGAUUGUUAUAAGCGAAUCAUUUUUGUGUUAACUUUGACGUGGUUUCUCGCCAUCAUGCAACCAUACGGUUUGCGAUUUCGGUCUUACGUUAUGGGAUACUAUCAUCCGGACGUGGCCAAGACAAGGGCGGUGUGGCUGCAUAAUCACAUAAUUCGCCGGAGAAUCAAUUUCAUCAAAUUUGCAAGGCGAUUUCUGCGCAGGAAGUUCGGCCUGGGCGGUGGAGAAAAUAUUGAAGACACCUCCUUUUUGGAUUUAAUAUAUUCCAAGUGCCCAUUCUUGGAUCGUAUCUGGAGUCGUAAAAAGCAGAUUGUAUGCCUUUUAUGUGGUUACAAAGCAAAGGAAAUAGACUUAAAAUCGGGUGAAAUAGUGAAGUGUGACAAUGGCAACUGUAAAGGUGUAUAUUGUUCAAAAUGUUUCAAAGACAUUGACAAUAAAUGCACUUUGUGCAGCAAUCCUAUUAACUAUGGAGACAUAACAGAUAUUAGUGAAGAAAAAGAUAGUUCUUCAGAUGCAACCGAGACGAACGCUGUAAAAUUAUCAGUUCACAAAAAACCAGCUAAGAAGAUAGGAAAACGAAAACAUGUUAAGUGGGCUAAAACAGUUUUUCAUAAAGUUAGCACUGACGAGGAAGGAAAUGAUGGCGAUGAAAGUUCAAUAAGUGAGUGUUCAAACAGUACGUGUAGCAGUGUGUCGAACUCUUAUGAAAACGAUCCAAACUAUGUGAACUCAGAUUUGAACUAUAGAACAUUAAUUAUAGAGAGUCAAGACGGCAUCCGAAGAUAUUUGUCUAUUUAAUUAUAAUAAUAUUAUAUUUAUAUAUUUUGUAUUGUUAGUGUUAACGCCUUGUUAGCUGUAUAUCAUUGGCUUGUGGUUUAUUAUCAUUUUUUUUUUUUUUUUAUAAAUUAUUAUAUGUUUUUCAAAAACAUUUUAUUUAUUUUUUUAUUAUUUAUAUAAUUAUUA
Aphis gossypii (cotton aphid) is the source of this 2848-nucleotide messenger RNA. Its product is annotated as DC-STAMP domain-containing protein 2-like. The transcript has 15 exons. Lineage: Eukaryota; Metazoa; Arthropoda; Insecta; Hemiptera; Aphididae. Gene Ontology annotation, cellular component: membrane. The coding region runs from base 203 to 2683 and encodes 826 amino acids. The record is from RefSeq and is a predicted model, not a curated record.